CAUAUACCGGUUCUCUGCAUAAUCGAAUCCGCAGAUUGUUUCUGUGGAGGAAUGUGACAGGCACCUGUGAGGUGAGCCGACACCAGGGGAGAGAUGACCGGGCAGACGGAAGAUGAUAUACCUGAAACAGGAGCAAUCUUCACCUUUGGGAAGAGCAAGUUUGCUGAUAAUGUGCCCAGUAAAUUCUGGCUGAAGAAUGACCAUCCAGAAGAAAUCUCGUGUGGGGGUGAUCACACUGCUCUCGUAACAGGCCAUAGCAGGCUGUUCAUGUUUGGAAGUAAUACCAGCGGUCAGUUAGGACUGGGGUCAGAGAUCAACAUCAACAAGCCCACUGCUGUGAAAGUGUUGAAGACUGAAAAAGUGAAGUUUGCAGCAUGUGGAAGAGACCACACAAUCGUGUGCACAUGGAGUGGGCAGGUUUAUGGUGCUGGCAGUAACCAGGAGGGGCAGCUUGGUUUGGGACACUGUGAUGACACAAACACCUUCCACCUGAUUCAUCCCUUCUCUGACCACGCACCAAUCAAAAUGCUUGCUGCUGGCUGCAACACCUCAGCUGCUCUGACAGAGGAAGGCAGGCUGUUCAUGUGGGGUGAUAACUCGGUUGGCCAGAUCGGUCUGGGGGCAGAGAGCUACGCCUCAGAGCCCAGAGAGGUGAUGGUGGGGCAGUCAGUGGCCUGGGUGUCCUGUGGAUACCACCACUCAGCGUUCGUCACAGUGGACGGGGACCUCUACACGUUUGGGGAGAGUCGGAACGGAAGGCUGGGUCUAUUCCGUGACCAGCUGGCCAAUCACAGAGUCCCUCAGCAGGUGGAAGGCAUCCAGGAUCCGGUCAUCCAGGUGUCCUGUGGAGGGGAGCACACAGUGGCACUCACAAAGGAGGAUGUGUACACGUUUGGGCGGGGUCAGCAUGGUCAGCUGGGCCACGGGACCUUCCUGUUCGAAGCACAUCUGCCCAAAGCACUGGUCCACUUCCGGAACGGCAGAGUCAGUCACGUCACCUGUGGAGAGAACCACACUGCUGUGAUCACAGACAGUGGGAUUCUGUACACCUUUGGGGACGGUCGCCAUGGUAAACUCGGACUGGGGGAAGAGAACUUCACCAACCAGUUCAGACCAACACUGUGCCCACGCUUCCUCAAAUACAGUGUCCAGUCAGUGAAAGGUGGCAGCUCUCACAUGCUGGUGCUGGCUAUGCCCAGACCCCCAGAGGUUGAGGAAGUGGUGAUAGAGGAAGAUGAUGUCACAGAGACCAUUCUGGAGACUCUGGAAACCUACACUGAGCUGCUCAUGAUGGAUCCCUCCCUCCUGAUGUCCAACCCACCGACUGCACCUCCUCUCUGGACCCUGUCUGCUAGGGCCCGCCGCAGGGAGAGGGAGUGUUCUCCAGAGCAGUUUGGCCAGAUGUUCCGUAACCUUCCUCCUCUGAUGUCUGGCUUCUUCAACACCUCCCUUCCUGUGUCCAGGAACAUCCACAUCUCCAGAACACCAUGUAAAGACCCCUCCACCUCCUCACUGUCUUCCAAUCCCUCCUCAAACAACACCCCCAUUCCCUCUCUGUCACUCAAACCCAGAGGCAAACCCCCUUUAACACCAUCACGGUCACCCCAAUUCACAUUCCCAGACCCUCCCAGCCCUUCACUCUCCUCAAAGUCCAGCCCUAAGAAGAAGAAGCCCACCCCGUCAAAAUCACCAAAAUCUACAUCUGAAGAACCCAGUAGCCCCUCACAGUCCUUCCUAUCCAUGCCUAAACUCAUCCCCGACCCCACACUGUCCCCCAAAACCCCCUUUAAAAAGCCCACAGAUUACAACCAAUCCCCCAAAACGCUGUCUAAGGGGCACCCAAGCCCUUCUCGGAGUCCCACCUCACCACAGACAGAUAGGAAUGAGGACACAGUGACAGAAGCCCCUGACAGCCUGAUGCUCAUUGAGAAUAUGGAGGAUGAAAAGGACACGUUGUCAAACCUGGCAUCACUAUCGAGAGGAGAUUCUGGCAAUGAGACUGGGACUACAUCUGCAGAGCAGAAGGAUAAGGGACAUAAAAAGGGUAGGGUUCUUUGGAGAGCUGUGAAGGAGGCAGAGAGGAAGGUUGAACAAACCCUGACCAACAGGAAGGAGGAGCUACCUUCCCAUGAAGCCCUUCCCACCGAGCUCCAGAGAGGUUCCAGUUUGAAUUUGUUGAAGGCAGAGGCCAUGCCCACAAAGAGUCCCAAACCACUAAAGACCCCUCAGACCCCCCAAACCCCAGCCAGGGGCAAGGAGAACAUCACUUUGACAACAGAAAAGGCUGGCCUUAAAGUGAAAACCAGUAAACUAGAGAGCAAUCUUCAAAGCACAGGUAAAGCAGGGUCUAAGCUAAAUACACCUGCAAAGAAACAAAGCAAGUUAUCUGUGUCUAAACCCAGCACUCCUAAACACAGUCAGAUCCAGAUAUCUGUGUCUAAACCCAGCAUUCCAAAGCAUGGUCAAAGCAAGCUGUCUGAGGUGAAUAAAGGUACAGAGAUGAAAGGGAAAGGCCCUGUAAAGAUCAGAAGUAAGGAGGCCGAGGCGACCAGCACUCCCAUCAAAACGAAAAGUUUGGAGUCCAAAGACAAGAAAUCAAAAAUUGCAGAGGAAGAUACUAAAACUAUUGAAGUUCAAAAUAAACCACUUCAAGGGGUCAAGUCCGCUCCAGUCAAAGUUAAAGGUAAACAAUUAGAGGUCAAAUCCACCCCUGUGAAAAGUAACAUUCAAGAGGCCAAAUCCUCUACAGUUAAAGUUAAAGGUAAACCUGUGGAAAAGGAGCCAAUUCCAAGUAAAACUGUGGCUGAAAACACUCCUUUGAAUGUAAAGAGGAUUCCUCAGGAGGUAAUAGAUAAAACAUGUGGAGGUAAAAACACUCCUUUGAAUGUAAAGAGGAUUCCUCAGGAGGUAAUAGAUAAGAACAAAACAUCUGAAGGUAAAAGCACUCCAAUAAAGGGACAAAGGAAGGCAAAAGAGGUGAAUGAACAAAAGACUGGAGAGUCUAUUACUCUCAAAGAGUCAGGGACAACAGAGGGGAAGAAAAUGGCAGUUAAAGAUAAAGGCAAAGUCACAAAAACAAAAAGUGCAUCCACCAAAACAAAACAUGUGCCUGAACCUGAAGAGGUUAAAGCUAAAUUGACUGAGUUGAAGGGAACCCCGGUGAAACUGAAAAGCAAGCCAACAGAGGUUUCCAGCCAACCAAUCUUAGUAGAACCUACCUCAAAGGCCAAAUCACCAUCCGCAUCACUGUCAUUAUCAGAUGCAAUGCCUCAAAAUGCUUGGGAUAAGAAGUCAGCGAAGUCUGAGCUUAGAGAGCCACUGGCUGUCUCACAGGUCAAAGAUAGAGUGGCGGUCCCAGGGGAAGAUACCAUUGGUGAAUCCCAGGAGGGGGAGCCUGGCUGGGGAGGAUUUCUCAGCGAUGCAGCCUCUCUCCUUCCAACCGUAGGGGUGGCAGGCGUAGCCAUGGGGGCCUUGAGUGAGGCGGUGACAAGUGUGAGGGGGUUUCAGUCAGAGAGUGACACAGCCACUUCUAUCCCUCCUCGGCGGUCCAGCCGGGUAGAGAGGUUCACCAAACAGAGCGCCAUCACCCAGCCUUCCGCAUCCUCCUCUUCAACAUCAGAUCCCAGUGCAGUAACGCAAAGAAACAGGACCUCCAUCUGCAUCAGUGUUCUCAGGAAUUCUGAUCAGGAAGCAGGGAGCGGGAGUUCUGAGAAGAACCCAGACACCACAGAGGAUGCUAGUGACAGGUCGGGAGGUCAGGCCGAGGUUGACGACGAUGAGAACACUAGUAGAGGUCAAAGGUCAGAGGAUGAGGAUGAUGAACAUGAGGAUUUCACAAAGAGACAGGGAGAGGAGGAUGACAGGAGUAGUGAGGGUCUGGAAGAAGAAGAGGAGGAAGAGGAUGACAGGAGUAGUAAGGGUCUGGAAGAGAGCAGUGAACAGAACGAAGGGGGAGAAGCAGAAGACAGUGAUUCUGUGGCUAGCAGAGAAGGAGAGGAGGAUAGAGAAGAGAGGAGCGAAGAGAGCCAGGGCGCGGAGGGGGAGGAGAGCAAAGAGAGUGAUUCUGAGGGGACAGGAGAGGGGGAGGAGAGCAAAGAGAGUGAUUCUCAGGGGACAGGAGAGGGGGAGGAGAGCAAAGAGAGUGAUUCUGAGGGGACAGGAGAGGGGGAGGAGAGCAAAGAGAAUGAUUCUGUGGGGACAGGAGAGGGGGAGGAGAGCAAAGAGAGCGAUUCUGUGGGGACAGGAGAGGGGGAGGAGAGCAAAGAGAGUGAUUCUGAGGGGACAGGAGAGGGGGAGGAGAGCAAAGAGAGUGAUUCUCAGGGGACAGGAGAGGGGGAGGAGAGCAAAGAGAGGGAUUCUGUGGGGACAGGAGAGGGGGAGGAGAGCAAAGAGAGUGAUUCUGAGGGGACAGGAGAGGGGGAGGAGAGCAAAGAGAGUGAUUCUCAGGGGACAGGAGAGGGGGAGGAGAGCAAAGAGAGUGAUUCUGAGGGGACAGGAGAGGGGGAGGAGAGCAAAGAGAGUGAUUCUGAGGGGACAGGAGAGGGGGAGGAGAGCAAAGAGAGUGAUUCUCAGGGUACAGGAGAGGGGGAGGAGAGCAAAGAGAGUGAUUCUCAGUUGACAGGAGAGGGGGAGGAGAGCAAAGAGAGUGAUUCUGAGGGGACAGGAGAGGGGGAGGAGAGCAAAGAGAGUGAUUCUGAGGCAAGCCUAGAGGAGGAGGGAGAGGAGAAAAGUGAAGAGAGUGAUGGGGAAGGAGAGGAGGGAGAGAGUGGAGAGGGGGAAGAGGAGGAUAAGAGUGAAGAAGAGUCCAGUGAUGAAGAGAGUGGGGAUGAAAACAAAGAGGACAAGGAGGAGGGUGGUGAUGAAUCAGGAAGUGAGGCUGAGAGCAAGAGUGAGGGAUCAGCAGAAGAGGAGGAAGAUGAAGAAGCAGAGAGUGAAGAAAGUAAAGCUACUGAGUCUGUAGAAGAAGAAGGAGAGGGAGAGAGUGGAACAGAUGAGGAAGGAGAGGGAGAGGAUAAGGAAGGUUGUGAAAGUGAAGAAGAGGAGGAGGAGGCAAGUGUAAGUGAGGAGGAGGGAGAAGAGGAUGACGAUGAGGAAAAUGGUGCAGAAAGUGGAGAAGGUGAGGGCAAUGUAGGAGAAGAGGAAGCAGUUGAGGGUGAGGAUGAAAAUGAAGGUGAAGAGGAGAACGGUGAAGUUGAGGAGGAAGAGGAGGGAGGAGAGGAUGAUGAGGAAGAGGAGGAAGAUGCUAGUGGAGAGGAGGAACUUGAAGAUGAAAAAUGUGAGGAAGAGGAAGGAGAAGAAGAAGAUGAGGGGGAAGAAGAAGAUGAUAAAGGAGAAGGGGAGGAAGAGGGUGAAGGGGAAGAGGAGGAAUAUGGUGAAAAACAGGAAGAUGAGAAAGAGGAAAUAGAAGUGGAUGAAGAGAGAGAGGAGGAAGCGAACAAACAAGAAGAGGAUAGACAGGAAGUAGGUGGAAAAGACACAGAGGGAGAGGAGGGUGGAAAAAGGGGGGAGGAGAAUGGAGAUGAAAAAGAAGGGAAAGAAAAUAAAGAAAUUGAUGGUGAAUUAGAAGAAGAAGCUGCAGGGGAACAGAAAGGGGAGAUGGAGGUGGAGGAAACAGGAGAGGAAGAAGAUGAAGAGGAAGGGGAAGAAGAGGAGGAAGAAAAACAUAUUAAAGAAGAACAGGUUGAGGAAGAAGAGGAUGAGAAAGAUAGUAAAGAAGGAGAAGAGGAGGAAGAUAGUAAAGAAGGAGAAGAGGAGGAGGAAGAUAGUAAAGAAGGAGAAGAGGAGGAGGAAGAAGAAGAUGAGGAGGGAGAGGAAGAGAAAGAUAGUAAAGAAGGAGAAGAAGAGGAGGAAGAAAAACAUAUUAAAGAAGAACAAGUUGAGGAAGAAGAGGAUGAGAAAGAUAGUAAAGAAGGAGAAGAGGAGGAGGAAGAUAGUAAAGAAGGAGAAGAGGAGGAGGAAGAUAGUAAAGAAGGAGAAGAGGUGGAGGAAGAAGAUGAGGAGGUAGAGGAAGAGGAGGAAGAACAGGAAGAAGAGGAGGAAGAAGAUGAGGAGGAAGAACAGGAAGAAGAGGAGGAAGAGAUCAAAUCUGCAAAAGGGAGAAAGAAAGGCUCACAAAGCGUACCACCUAAAGCAGCUCCCCCCAGCAGGAAAGGGAUUGAAGAUCCCCCGAGGGAGAAACCCAAACCAGCAGCCCGUACCAAACAGAGGACCACAGGGGGAAAACAGGCCAAAAGUACCCAAGAAUCCCAACAGUUCUGGAAUAAUGUCUUACCCCAGUACCUGGAGCUGAAGUGAGACAUUCUGGACCUCAAUGGUUACAAAUCCUUUAUGGGUCCGAGCCCAAACCUGCCUGAUAACAGUGGCUGGAAGGAUUCUGGACCUGAGACACCUGAGUCGUAAGACUAACACAGUACAGGUGUUUGAGAACCUCUGUGUGGAUGUGUGCUUGUACUUUCUAUUAUGUCACUUAUCCACAGUUGUGACCCACCCCCCAAAAAAUAGAUGUAUUUAUUUAUUGAGAUUUUUUUUUGCACAAACUGUAUCUUUUUAUUCUCAUGAAUACAUAGUUUGUUCUUGUGCACCUAAUGUUGAAUGCCUUGACCUGACUGUUGGAAAAAUGUGAUACAGUAUAUGACCUUUGGCAUAGAUCAUGAUGUAUUAGAGGUAACAUCUUAUCAUUUAGCCUGCCUGACGCAAACAGGGCCAAGCAGAUGUCAAUAGUAUUUCUUAGAUAUAUUUAUUUCUUAAAUAUCAUCUCAUGUGUAGUUCAUUGCCAAACCAUCAUUACAAACAACAUUGCUCCACAUUUUAAAUACAGGCACUCAUACAGCCUGUCCCUGUGAAAAAUCAAUUUUAUUUAAUCAAUACCUAUGCAUAUAAUUUACACAGUAUGUGUGCUGUAAUGUAUCGUAAGGUAAUUCAGUGUACUCAUACACAAAUGAACUGAAUUGUAAUAUGUCAAUAUUUUUCAUAAAAUAAAGAGCAAUUUAGAUAACUU
Molecule: messenger RNA, 6997 nt
Organism: Oncorhynchus keta (chum salmon)
Lineage: Eukaryota; Metazoa; Chordata; Actinopteri; Salmoniformes; Salmonidae
Product: transcriptional regulator ATRX-like
Exons: 14
Coding region: 94-6294 (2066 amino acids)
Source: RefSeq, a predicted model, not a curated record